AAAUAUUUAAAAUGGCUGAAGAACUUGAUAUCGAAGGAGUGUUUAAACUUAAGUAUGAAGAUUUGAAAGAUGAAUUAGAAAAGCGUGGUCUUUCCAAGAAGGGAACUAAAUUGGAAUUGCAGGAGCGUCUGCUACAAUAUUUUACAACAAGCGAGAUCAGUGAGCACUCAUUAGUAGAAGAAUCAACAGUAGCACUUGAGGAAGAAGAAGUUGAAGAAAAUUUUGAAAUUCUCGACACCCCGACAGAGUUAAGCGCACCAGUUUCUUUAUCAAAAGUUUUAGAGGAUGAACACGAAAAAGAUAUUUUAAGUGAAACAAUGGAAUUAAAUGAUGUCAUUCAAACCAAAGCAAAUAAAUCAAAUGUUUUAAAAACAGAAAGUAUUCAAAAAAAACCUGUAGUUGUCAAUUUAGCCAAAAUUAAAGAAGCAAAACCAAAAAUAAUGUCACCAAUGGCUGCUGAGGACGAAAAGAAAGCUAAUCGUACAAAAAGGUUUGGUGCAGCUGUUAGCUUGGACGAAAGAAAAAAAGCAAGGCUUCAAAAGUUUGGUGAUACUGGAAUUACUGGAAAUAACAAGCAAAAGCUUUCAACCGCUGGUAAUGACAGAAUAUCUAAACGAGCUGAACGAUUUGGUACUUCUGUUGACACUGUGAUUGAUCCUGUCAAAAAGCUUUCACAACGCAAAGAUCGUUUUGCUGAUGUCCAAAUAAAAAAAAGACAAGAACGCUUUGGUGUUAUUAAUACAAAUACCUCUGACCCGGAGUUGCGUAUGCAAAAAAGAGCAUUAAAGUUUGGAGUAAAGUAAAAGAUUACUAAUAUGCUUAGCGAAUCAUUUAUUCAACGAUUCAACGUAUUCAACGAUUGGGCACAUGACGCAUUUGGAUUCUUGGCAUAAGUUUUCUAAAUAUGUGUGAUAUUCGACGAUCAAUCUCAUAUUUGCAUUGAGUCCAUUAUUUUCUAGCAGACUGUUGGUAUUUUACAUCUAGCCUCGCUCGUACGUUUAAUUAUUAUAAAUAUGAACUGACUCUUAUUUUA
Messenger RNA from Hydra vulgaris (swiftwater hydra), 1033 nucleotides. Its product is annotated as SAP domain-containing ribonucleoprotein. Gene Ontology annotation, cellular component: nucleus. NCBI's taxonomy places the organism in Eukaryota, Metazoa, Cnidaria, Hydrozoa, Anthoathecata, Hydridae. The record is from RefSeq and is a predicted model, not a curated record. Gene Ontology annotation, biological process: poly(A)+ mRNA export from nucleus.